UUCACUCUCUGACUCACUGCGUUUCAUCAACCCUCUCGCUCACACCUGACUUCAACCUUUAUUCCUACGGACUACUUAGCAUUCAACUGAAAGAUAGCAAUUUCUAAGCAAGCAUGUAGAAGAGUACUGAUCCUACACAAGAUGCAAUGGUGAUGCCUCUUUUGAAUGAUGCUCAAGUACCUCUUAUGGGCAAGCAGAGGAGGAGGCCCAGUAAAGGACUAAGGAGGAUCAGCAGUGAAGAAGGAAAAUAGGAGAAUGUGGAGGUUCAGAAAGCAAGAAAGAAUCCUCUACAGGAGAAAGUAUAAUUAAUAUGACCUCCACAAGACAUGAGGACACAGGCAGUGCUGUCUUUCUUCCUCCUUCUUACACUAUCUCUGAGAGGAUUUCAAGAGACAUUCUUUUCAGGUUUCUUUGGUUAUAUGAGUACUCCGAGUGAGCAAACAGUCAUUGGAAGACUUGAUGAAGAUGUAAUUCUCCCUUGCUCAUUUGAGAAUGGGUCUGAAGUUGUAAUUCACUGGAAGGAUAAAGACACUCACAACGUUUACAAAUACUACAAAGGCAGUGACCAUUUGGAAAAGCAAAAUCCCAGAUACACAAACAGGACAUCCCUCUUCCAUAGUGAAAUUCACAAUGGGAAUGCCUCCCUGUCUUUCAGAAGAUUAAGCCUUCUGGAUGAAGGAAUUUAUACUUGCUAUGUGGGAACAGCAUCUGGAAGAACCACAAAGAAAGUGGUGUUAAAGGUGGGAGCUUUCGUCACACCUGUGAUGAAGUAUGAAAAGAGGAACACAGACAGCUUCUUAACCUGCAGCGUGCUGAGUUCUCCUCGUCCCAAUGUCACAUGGCAGGUGGACAAGGCACCUAUCUCUGAAAGCAAUACGGAAGAGACCGGGUCUUUGGGUCCUCUUUAUAUUAACAGUGUAGUAAAUAUUACAGGAUCAAAUUCAUCUUAUGAAUGUGCUAUUGAAAAUUCAUUGCUGAACCAAACAUGGACAGGGCGAUGGACAAUGAAAGAUGGGCUUCAUAAAAUGCAAAGUGAACACAUGUCACUCUCAUGUGAACUUGCAAGCAAUUUUUUUCUACCAAAUCAAGACUUCAUAGUCACCUGGUCCAGAGUGGAAAGUGGGACUUCCUCUAUCCUGGCUUACUUUCUGAGCUCCUCUCAAAAUAUGACUGUCAAUGAACCUCGAUUUUCAUGGAACAAAGAGCUAAUAAACCAGAGUGACUUCUCCUUGACUUUGAAGGAUCUUAGCAUUGCAGACAGUGGGGAAUACUUAUGCAAUAUUUCUUCAAGCAAAUAUACUUUACUCGCCGUCCAAACACUUCAUAUAGAAGCAAGUCAAAAAAUAGCUACCCGGAAAACUCCUGUAGUGAUUUUCAUGAUUUCCGUGAUUUUGGUGCUUUUGGUAUUUCAUAAGGCAAGAACAUACAUCUGUGUCGGCCAAGCCGGCCAGAAGUAG
Messenger RNA from Diceros bicornis minor, 1457 nucleotides. RefSeq names its product HHLA2 member of B7 family (gene HHLA2). NCBI's taxonomy places the organism in Eukaryota, Metazoa, Chordata, Mammalia, Perissodactyla, Rhinocerotidae. Gene Ontology annotation, cellular component: external side of plasma membrane. The record is from RefSeq and is a predicted model, not a curated record. The transcript is spliced from 9 exons. Gene Ontology annotation, biological process: cell surface receptor signaling pathway; negative regulation of T cell proliferation; cellular response to lipopolysaccharide. Bases 327 to 1457 code for a protein of 376 amino acids.